Effrenium voratum is the source of this 2667-nucleotide messenger RNA. NCBI's taxonomy places the organism in Eukaryota, Dinophyceae, Suessiales, Symbiodiniaceae. The record is from the annotation of a GenBank genome assembly.
AUGGACGAAGGAGAGAACCUUCUCAGCACAGCCUUCGUGGCGGCGCAGCUUGAGGUGGCCCGUGCAUUGGCGAAGGGGAGCUGCCUGGAGGUGUCGGAGUGGAGGACGUUCGGCUACAAGUGCAGCAGGAUGUUGAGCAUCAUCCUGGAACUGGCAAGCCGAAGGCAUGAGCUUUACCACGAUGCGGCCAAAGUGGCCAGCGCUGCCGUACGGGCUGCUCCGCUAUUCCUGGAGCACUGGAUCCGACUGGCCAUUGUGCUGGCGCACCCAGCGCUGAAAAUGUCACAGGAAGCAGGUGCAGUGGUACGGCAGGCCAUGGCGCUGAACCCGAACCACUUGUGCGUUGCAGGUAUGCUCAAAGUGCUGGGCAUGCCAACAGAAGGACCUUUACCAGGUGUUGAGCUCUUCAGCCAGCGACUCGAAAGGGCUUUGGGCGGCUCCAACGCCUCCAGGCAGGCUGCUCGAGCCAGUGGCCAGGCUGUACUGAUCGGCUCCAAGAUGCGACAUGUUCAGCGACGCUGCCGAGAAGCGGAGGGCCCGACUCGCACUGCACUGUGCUGGUUGGAGUACGCGAAGCUGCUGACACGUCGAGGUUGGCUUAUAGCAGCGCUCGGAGCCUGCAUGCACCUGGAGGCGCUGGUGCUUGCAGAUGGGCGGCCGGAAGCCUUGCGGCAGUUCGGCGAGGCUCUCGCCGCGCAGGUCCGCACGUGCCGUACGCCGCUGGAACAAGCAUUGUACGGGCAGACAGCGAGCCAUUGGGGCACUAGCCUCAAUGGGGAGGAGUUCGAGAGCCGCACGCCAUCUCCGUCCGAGCUGCUGUCGGAGGCCUGGCUUCGGAAGCAGGAGGCCAACACUUUCGACGGUGGCCGAGAUAUGAAAGCAGCGUCAAUGGCCAAGCUCACGCUGAGUUGGUGCUCAGUCUACAAGCAGAUGGUGGUUACCGGAACUUCCGGGCCUGUGGAGAAAUCGGAGAUCUCCUCGCUCUUGACGGCGAACGGGCGCUUGCACCAACACCUGGGACAGCUGAAUGGUUACUUGCCUGAUGGGGCUGAGCAGCAGGCUGACUUGACAGGUGCUCCUGGUGUUGGAUUCGCGCCGGAGGCACGAAGCGAACGCCGAUCAUGGGAGGCAGUGGCAGAGCCUGUGACAGCGCAGUGCCCACCGCAGGGUAUGCGCGUGGAAGGAACACCUGCGGGGGUGACAGGUAGUUCUGCUGCGACACUCGCGACGAUGCUGAGGGAGCGAGAUGAUCUUCACCAGCGUUUGCAAGCCACGGAGCUGGCUAGGUGUGCUGCGCAGCAACGCCAUGCCACGGCGGAAGCAGCGCUGCAGCGCGCCAGUGAUGACUUGGAGCGCCAGCGAAAGCUCAUCUCUGCCUCGGUUGCAGCCAGAGAGCAGUCUGCCAAUGAUGCAGAGCUUCUUCGGCAGCAGCUUCGGGAGGCACAGGACAAGUUGGCUGAGCUAGAUCUCGCCCUGGUAACCAGGAGCGAGCGGGUGCGGAUAAGCGAGCGCGAAUAUGCCGAAGUCCGUGUAGAGUUCGAUGCGCUGGCCGCAGCGAAUGAUGCCAUCAGAAAGGAACUCACCGCGACCCGACAUCGCAUCGCAGCUGAGCAGCAAGGCUGCCGCGCCGCGGAGGCGGAGCUCUCGGAGUGCCAGGCGAAGCUGAGGGCCGGGGAGGUGGAAUUUGCAGCCGAGUUGGAGUCGUUGAGCAAUCGCCGUCGCACCUUGGAGGCCUCGCUCAACGACUCCUCUGCAGCCCUUGCAGCCGCGGAAGCGGAAGUGGCAGACGCUCGUGCCCAGAGUCUUGGCCUUCGUGCACAGCUUGAGGUCCUGGAGGCUGCCAGAGAUCAGCUUGCCGCACAAGAGCAGCAGGCUAGUGCGAAGCAGCGAGAGGAGGUGCAGCGCCUGGAGUCCGCAGCUGCGCAGCUCUCUUUCGAGGCGGAAGAAAUCUCCCGUAGACAUGCGCAGGCGAAAGCUUCGCUUGAGGAGCUGCAGAAGGCGCAAGAAAGGGACACGGAGAGGACGCAGGAGGAUGCCUUCAGCCAAGCUCGCGCAGCAGCGGCGCAGCGCUGCCGGCGAGCUCGUGAAGAGGUCGCAGAGGCUGAGCAAAAGCUCGGAUCCCUGCUGCGGCAGUUGGGGGAGGAGCGACGACAGGGGCUGCAGCUUGCAAGAGAGCUGACUGCUGCUCGAGAGGCUGCAUCCGCUGCAGGCGUGCUGCGCUCAAAGCCUGCUCGCCGCUCACGCAGCGUGCCUAAAGCCAACCCAGCCAAAGUUGCCUCACCGUGGUCAGAGAGUGAUCUGCAAGAGACCUGGUCUUCCAGUGCCUUGCGCAUGCACCGCGAGCUCGAUCUCCUGCAGAGGUGGAAGGCAGAUGCCCUCACAGUGCUCCAGAAGAUGCAGGCAGAUGUCUCCUGUGCGCAGGAGAAAUAUCGAGAACAGCUGGAACAGAAUCAGACACUGCAGCAUCAGCUGGAGCACGUAGGCUGGCCGCCUUGCAUCAAAGCCAGGAGGGCCAGAGGGGAUGAGACAAUGCAGCCACUUUGGGAGUCGCGGGCCUCCUUUUUGCGUUGGAUGAGUCAAGCGCUCGGUGACAAGGCCAGCAAGCACACCACGUGCUUGCGGAGCUUCCACGCUGCCAAGGUGCUGCUGUGGCCCCGGAGCCAUUGA